AUGAGCCUGACAAACCCACCUUCCUCCGGUUCGCUCUCUACCCGAACAAGAACGGUCGGCCAGAACUUGAAACGGAAUUUGCAGGCCACAGUCGACGAAGCUCUCGACUCCCGAAAAUCCACCGGUUAUACCAGUAAAGUCCGAGUCCGAGAUCGAUAUCAUGUUGUGGGUUUCAUCAGUAGUGGAACCUACGGGAGGGUCUACAAAGCUAUUGGCAAAAAUGGCAAGAAGGGAGAAUUCGCGAUCAAAAAGUUCAAACCAGACAAAGAAGGCGAAUCCAUCCAAUAUACAGGCUUAUCACAGUCCGCCAUUCGGGAGAUGUCUCUCUGUACCGAAUUAUCCCAUGCAAAUGUCGUCCAAUUGGAAGAGAUUAUCCUAGAGGACAAAUGCAUCUUCAUGGUGUUUGAAUAUACGGAGCAUGACUUGCUACAGAUCAUUCACCACCAUACCCAACCACAGCGUCACGCCAUCCAAGCCAGUAUGGUCCGAUCAAUAUUGUUCCAGCUUCUCAACGGCCUGCUGUAUCUGCACACCAAUUGGGUCCUGCACCGAGAUCUCAAACCGGCCAAUAUCCUCGUCACCUCUAGCGGCGCCAUCCGCAUUGGUGAUUUAGGCCUGGCCCGACUUUUCUAUAAACCCCUUAACUCCCUCUUCUCCGGUGACAAGGUCGUCGUUACAAUAUGGUACCGAGCACCCGAGCUCCUCCUUGGAAGCCGACACUAUACCCCUGCCGUCGACAUGUGGGCUGUGGGAUGCAUCUUUGCCGAGCUCCUAUCCCUACGCCCGAUAUUCAAGGGCGAGGAAGCAAAAAUGGACAGCAAAAAGACUGUUCCUUUCCAGCGCAACCAAAUGAUGAAAAUCGUCGAGAUUCUCGGUCUCCCCCGCAAGGAAUCAUGGCCUGGCCUCGUGUCCAUGCCAGAGUAUACCCAAUUACAGUCCUUGGUACUACACCGACAACCUGCACAUUUCCACCGCGGUCCUAACCUCGAGGGCUGGUACCAGAGCUGCCUGAAAAAUGGCGGGUAUUCUGCUACGUCGAGUGUUGGUACACCCGGUGCAGAUGGAUUCGACUUGUUGUCACGGAUGUUAGAGUAUGAUCCCACAAAGCGCAUUACCGCUCAAGAGGCACUCGAGCAUCCUUAUUUUUCAAAUGGGGGCCCUAUAAGCGGGAAUUGCUUCGAAGGGAUUGAGAGCAAGUAUCCACAUCGCCGGGUUACCCAGGACGACAAUGAUAUCCGCACAGGAAGUCUUCCUGGUACCAAGCGUAGUGGCUUACCAGACGAUUCAUUGAUGAGGGCUAGUAAGCGUCUCAAGGAAUGA
Penicillium verhagenii is the source of this 1320-nucleotide messenger RNA. It is a transcript of the gene ssn3, whose product is annotated as cyclin-dependent serine/threonine protein kinase SSN3. The record is from RefSeq and is a predicted model, not a curated record. Gene Ontology annotation, cellular component: mediator complex; nucleus. Gene Ontology annotation, molecular function: cyclin-dependent protein serine/threonine kinase activity; RNA polymerase II CTD heptapeptide repeat kinase activity; ATP binding. Gene Ontology annotation, biological process: protein phosphorylation. The transcript has 3 exons. The coding region runs from base 1 to 1320 and encodes 439 amino acids. NCBI's taxonomy places the organism in Eukaryota, Fungi, Ascomycota, Eurotiomycetes, Eurotiales, Aspergillaceae.